Beauveria bassiana ARSEF 2860 is the source of this 1350-nucleotide messenger RNA. RefSeq lists its product as uncharacterized. Bases 1 to 1350 code for a protein of 449 amino acids. NCBI's taxonomy places the organism in Eukaryota, Fungi, Ascomycota, Sordariomycetes, Hypocreales, Cordycipitaceae. The record is from RefSeq and is a predicted model, not a curated record. The transcript has a single exon.
AUGAAGAGACCAGCUUCCGCGGAGCAACUCACCCCAAAGAGACGCCGCAAGUCGCGAGGUUACGGCACCGCCUCGCCUUCGUCGCGCCAGGGCCCGCCCGUGCCCGGCAUCUCAAUGAAUGAAGCCAAGGCAUCCUCGCAGACUUUGCAAAAGGCGCUCCAGAGCCACAAGAUGAAGCCUAGCGGAGUACCCUCCCUUAUCACGAACGCCAAGGCACUGGAGUCGGACGCUCCGGUGCUUGCGACGCCGCCGGCCACCAGUCCUACAGAGAACCUGAAAAGCGUCAUCCAGAAGAUUCCUGCCUCCUCGGAUUUAGUCGACAUGGACAUGAGCACCGGUGAUGCUCCGGACGUGGCCAUCUGCGAAGUGAUGACUGCGGCGAUGCUCGAUGCCAUGCUAGGGGUGGAGUGGGAGAAAGAAGAGCACAAAGGAGUAGGCGACGAUGCAGAGCCUGCUUUAGAAAAGAAUGCAGAGCCUGCUUCGGAAAAGAAUGCAGAGCCUGCUUCGGAAAAGAAUGCAGAAAGCGACGGAACCCUGGCACAGGCACUUAGCCACGAUAGCGUGCCAGGAAAUAGCCAAAAGCCAGAGACGGGACUCGACGACGCUGGGAACAAGGACGUCGAAAUCAUUACAGCACCGCGUCAGGGUAGCGGCUCAUCCCCGGAAGAUGCCAUGAUCGUCGACUCCAGUCCUUGCAAGCAGCUCAAGCACGAGCACCAGCUCAGCCAGCUCGUCGCCGACGCCGACACCGGCGGCAGCCACUCCUGCACCACGCCCGGCACCGUCGUGACCACGGAGUGGCUCCUUGAGAAGCUCAACACCCUCACCCCGUCCACGCUCUCUUCAGACCUCGCCGCCAUCAUCCAGGAGCUGCGCGACCUGGAAGCCGGUCUCGCGCGGCUCCCCCGUACGACCCUCGACCACCCGCCGGUGCACCUCCGUCGCAACGGCCCGGCCGAGCGCCUGAAGCUGGUCGAAAAGCUCAUCGGACCGCAGUUAUCGCAGAUUCCCGCUCGCACCUGGCGUACCUACAAGUUGAAGCUGUUGCGGCUAUGUAAAAGCCCCGCCGUGCACAACAUGGAUUUCAGGCAGCGGCUGGAUAUGGUCAAGGAGGUCGUGUACCUGCCCGAGGAGGUGGAGCUGCUGCGGCGCGGAAAUGCAGAGAGGAUGGGAUGGGCGGUGCGAGUGUGCGCGACGGUGACGGAGAUUUUGGGUCCUGAGGAGGAGCAGGUGCCCGAGGAGAUGCCAGCGUGGGUGGCGGCGCAGCUACAGGAAGUGGCGUGGAAGGCGAAAAUCACGACGGCAUGGCGCAAGUACUGGCCGGAACCGGAGGAGAUGGUGAUAGAUUGA